GCCUCUGCUCGGCUUUGGUCUGCUGUGCUUGGGCUCCUACAUAUCUUAUUCUCAACCUUUCCGCUCUUUACCCAUACCCCUUACGACUGUUGCUCUACGCCUGCUGCUCCGGCCCCUCGUCUGUAUGGCUGAAGCCGUCUUCGACGAUCAUCCGCUAGAGGAGUACUUCAGACUGUCCGGUGAAGACGUGCUGCCCAUUCCGGGUGGCAUAUCCGAGUUCUCUCAAGAGCUGGACGAGAGCAUCGGCAAACCUCAGGAACCCUUGUUGGCGUUAGAGCGACUGCCUCCGUCUCUCGUGAAUCUUAUCCAGAUAGCAAGUUCGUUCUUCGAAUGCAGACAAUCUUCCGAGAAUGCCUUCGCCGAGCGCUUCAAGUACGACGUGAUCUCGUCUUCCCUUCUCUCAGCCACCGUCGCCGCCACACCGACCAUUCGACGCACCUUCACACUCGAGCCAGACGAUGCUAGUGACGUAGCAUCGUCUGACGACGACAAAUCCAGCACUACGCUCUCCUCCCCGCUAUCCGAGUUUCAAGUACCGAUGGCGCUGGUGUGCGUCGCCGCAGUCGCACUGGCGGCGGAGUACUAUUUUGUUGCUAUAUUCCUCAUGCUAGCCUCAGCAUAUGCGUGGCAUUCCGUACAGGCGACCUCGGAAAUUGCCGCAAAUACGACCUCUACAUUGGAUGCAGUCAACCAGCUAAUUCGGGCAGGAAAUAUCUGGGACUCCGCGGUCAACGAGGCCAUCACCAUUGUAGAGAAGGAGGAACGAAGUAUCUUCUACGGACCUUCCAGUCCACGCUCACCCUCUUCUGGACUCCGAGUCACGUUACAAUCCUCGUUGCACACUACGCAGAACCAGUGCGACAACGUCCGCCAGCUGCUUUCUGCACUCACGGAUCCCUCGCAGCUCUCUCAGAUAUCUGAGAUGUAUGCGCCGUCUUCGCCUCCGAAGCCUGCCUUCUCCAUUCUCGAUCACCCUCGCCCGCUCUCAAUCCCAAUGGGCCCCCUAGCUCGGUCACGCACAAUUUCCACGCCGACAAACAAACGUUCAACGUGGAACGGGUCGUACGCCGCGCUGGCGCAGGCAGGCAGCCCUCUGACUCAUAUCCAAAAGCGCCGAUCGCGGCGCAGUGCAGACCUCACUGCUCUGUUUGAGCCUCCGCCGUCGAAAUUCUCCAUGAGCGCGCCUGCGAGCCCGCAGCGCUGCGACCCUGUGCAGGAAGAGCAAGAAGAAGAAGACACCGAUUCAGACGCGGCGCUAGGUCAGGCGGAGUACUUCGGGUCUGCCGCGCUCGACCUUCAGCGCAAACGGAGAAGUGCCGGCAUGGAAGCGUUCGGCGUCCCUCCUCCGAGCUAUGCCACCUCCGCACGCCACCUUCGCCGGACGUCUGUAGGCCAGCAGCCUACCAUCGCGUCGUCCUCACGCCUCACGACGGUGCACACCACGCGCCAUCCUCUGUCACUCACGGGUCUCCGGUUUGCUCUGCACGGUGCCCUCUCAGCUAAGCGCUACGCUUGUUCUCACCUCCUGGCCCUGCGCUUUGGUGAAGAUGAGGAUGACACGUAUUGGGAGGACGUGCGCUCAAUGGUGUCCCUCCUGACGAGCACAUUCGAGGACGCCUCCGCGCGACUGACGGAAGCGCUCGAUAUCGCCGAGAAGAACCGUGUCAAGGACGAGCGGCCCAGUCCGCAGGCAUCCGUUGAUCUCUCUGCCGGGAAUCGGUCGCGACCUGUGAGAACGAUGGCGGAGAUGGUCUCAUUCGCGCCUAUGCCAAGUCACCUCACGCGGUUCGCUGCACAUGUCGACGCGAUGUCGACGGCGUUGAACGACGCGCGGGAGCACCUCGAGCAGUGCGUCACGACUCUACGAGACACCGCGCCUGGGGAGGCAGGGUCAAGCAGUGAUGCAGACGGCGGCGCGUCCGCUGUUCAGGAGCACCCCGCAUUCCAAGCGUACGACCGGCUCAGGAAGGAGCUCGGGUAUGCUCUACGGGAGUGCGAAAGAGGUCGGGAACGCCUGCUCGACAUCAUCUCUGGCCCACGCCAAUCAUCUUUGGGGGAAGAACCUGACUCCCCGGACGACACACCUGGCCUUCGAAAUGACAACGGGAGCGAUACAUCUGAGAAACCUGGUCCGUCAUCCCCCGCUUCGCAUGCUCCAGGUAUCCUGUCUCUCUCAGACAGACCAGGCGCUCUUGGCCUGUCUGUUGGCUCAGAGCGGCCCGACGAAGAGCUCGACGACGCUACUGCGCAUCUGCUCUUGACGACGUCGUCGCGGCACCUGCCGCCGCCUGGCGUCGAGCAAGUGUACGAAGCCGAUACGGGCGGCGCACCCUCGUUCGCUCGGGAGCGAUCGAAGCUCUCGCGGGAGGAGCGCAUCCAGCAGGCGAAGGCGCGUAGGGAGGGCGGCAGGUAUGGACUUGUGCCACUGUCCGAAGUGCCGUCACGACCACAAGUCGAGCGGUGGGGUCCCGGAGGGGAGGUCGUGCAAGAGCUGAAGGACGUCAUAUGGAAAGUCGGCGAGAAGCGGAGGCAACUCACUGAGCAGCCCGCAACAAGACCGGAGCAGGCGACUGUGGUCUCCGUCGAUGAUACCCCGCAGAUCGAUUCAUCACUACUAGAGAGUUUCGAGCUUUCUACAUCAUGACGUUGGUACAGUACAUAAGUUAGGUCGUUUGGAUAGCAUGUCAAUGCUUAUGUUUAGACUAUUCUUCUGUAAUACGCGUAUCAGUGCAAUCUAGCGUCCGUGGAUUAUGACAUUCAUGUUUACCUUUGGUGGAUGCA
Fomitopsis serialis is the source of this 2781-nucleotide messenger RNA. RefSeq lists its product as uncharacterized. The transcript is spliced from 5 exons. NCBI's taxonomy places the organism in Eukaryota, Fungi, Basidiomycota, Agaricomycetes, Polyporales, Fomitopsidaceae. The record is from RefSeq and is a predicted model, not a curated record. Bases 125 to 2644 code for a protein of 839 amino acids.